Messenger RNA from Acanthamoeba castellanii str. Neff, 492 nucleotides. Its product is annotated as homeobox domain containing protein. The record is from RefSeq and is a predicted model, not a curated record. The transcript has a single exon. NCBI's taxonomy places the organism in Eukaryota, Discosea, Longamoebia, Acanthamoebidae. Gene Ontology annotation, molecular function: DNA binding. Bases 1 to 492 code for a protein of 163 amino acids.
AUGACCACCUCUGACGGCGCUAGCGAGAAGGCCAGCAUCCACUUCCUCCUCAACCCAGAGCCCUUCAGCGACGACAUCCCCACCCCACCCAGCUCUCCUCAUCUUGCCCACAACGUACCUCGUCGGACCACCACCACCACCAGCAACAUGAAGACCAAGUCCUUCAAGAAGACAAGAAGCUCUCGUUGCUCUGGCGCUGGUGAAGCAGAAGAGAAGAUCAGGUCAAGCGACUAUCGGAGCCAAGUGCUACGCAGCCACUUUGCCCACGACCCGAUGCCCUCGACGCCCACCAAGCGGCGGCUGGGGCACCAGCUCGACAUGACCACGCGCCAGGUGCAGCUCUGGUUCCAGAACCAGCGGGCCAGAGCGCGGCGUUCUGGCGUGGAGCUCGACCUGUCGCGGCCAAGAGAGCUCGUCUUCCACCAUUCAGUCGUUCUUACCCAGCCCCAGGGAGGAGGAGCCGUCAAUAUUGUGGUCACCUACCUCGACUGA